AUGUACCAGCUGCUCUCACCCAGGACGGCACGCCACGCCCGUCUCUUUCGUCUUGCGAAUAGCCUUGCGUCAUCUCCUUCCGGCACCGCCGGCGUUCCAAAGACGGACGGUGAACGUUUGCUGUGGGUGAACU
Molecule: messenger RNA, 133 nt
Organism: Trypanosoma cruzi
Lineage: Eukaryota; Euglenozoa; Kinetoplastea; Trypanosomatida; Trypanosomatidae
Product: NAD-dependent deacetylase, putative
Exons: 1
Source: RefSeq, a predicted model, not a curated record